Molecule: messenger RNA, 4219 nt
Organism: Biomphalaria glabrata
Lineage: Eukaryota; Metazoa; Mollusca; Gastropoda; Planorbidae
Exons: 3
Coding region: 153-2618 (821 amino acids)
Biological process (GO): regulation of DNA-templated transcription
Molecular function (GO): DNA binding
Source: RefSeq, a predicted model, not a curated record
UAGCCUGACUUAGGCGACGAUUUUCAGAGCAAGAGUUUCAUGGCAUAGCGUCUAUUAGCAUUCGACAAGAUCUAGAAUCUAGAUCUAUCGGCGGUUGAUUUUCAGAAAAAUAGGAUUCGCAGUCCAGUAAUAUUUUUUUUUUUUAUUUUGUUAUGGCUGAAGUUUUACAGUUUGAUAAAAAGGUGAUUUCCAGUGCAUUUUUUCCAACGCUGUCUACAGCAGACGAAAUAAACAACAACACUAUCGCUUCUAAUGAAUAUAGAUCUCGGGAUGCGAAAAAUGUUUUGACAAUUAAUUUGGAUAAUGUCUCUGAAUGCCUGGAAGUCAAAGAUGUCACAAUGGAGCUUCCCCGACAUAAAGAUCUAGAUCUAACCCAAAAAGGCAACACCGAGACUGAGAAUGAUCAUGAUGGCUGGCCGCAAACUCAAAAUGAUUUCAAGAAACAUUCUUCUAAAAGAUCUAGAUGUAUCACCGAGAACAAUACCCUGCAAAUCAGCAACGUAAUUUCUUUGGCAUCGGAAACCAGUGAUCUAUAUUUUAGCGGUAUGGACCAUGAUAACUGCAAAGAAGACACAAAGGAUUCUCUAAAAUCUCUUAAUUCUCAGUUCGAUGAUAAUCACAGCCAUACAAGAAGUUCUUCUGAUGAGUCAACAGAGAUUUCACACACAGAUUUCCAUGACAUGUACACCUUAGAAAAGAUGCACUUAGUAUUUGAUGAAACGCAGAGUUUCUUAGACAUUGACUCUAACAUGCUGCUGAGUUCAAGUGAGCAUUCCAAAAACAUGUUUGAUUCACACAUCUUCCCUGCCAGCUCAGAAUACCCUAUCAAAGAAGAGAGCACUCUCUCUAAAGCUGGUGGAGAGCAGUGCCCACAUGUUGAUGAGGACCAGUAUAAGAACAUUGAGUUCAGUGCCAUAUUUUCUUCCUUAGGAGAUUACAGCUGUGAUCAGGAUUCAUUGGAUGAAAGCAUCAUGUCCUCUAAUGAACAAAUGCCCUGGGUCCAGAGCAGUGCUAACAUUCAGAAUAGCUUAAUUAUUGAUUUAGAUAACCAACAGAGAACUACUGAUAGUGGUAUUUGUGAUGAUGAUGACAACCUGAAUGCUACAUCCAUACUAAUGGAAAGGAGAGAUGUUCAGGAACUUUAUAAUGAGAAAAGCUCAUUUGCCAUGGACUAUGAAGAUGUAUUUGAAAACAGAGUGACAAAAACAGACUGCAAAGAAUUAGAUUGGCAUAAUUAUUUUUACUCAAACCACCCAAAUACAAGUGACCACAACCUACCUAAUGUUGGCUAUAAAAAAUUGCCUCAUCCACAAAAUCUUCAAACACUGAAGCAGACUUCAUUUACAUCAACAGAAGUGAUGAGUUCAAACUUAGCCUACAGCGAUAACAUUUCUGACAGGCCAUUUCAUGACACUCUUUCACAGGAUCAUCAUGAGCCCUACCAGUUAGAACAUUUCUACUAUUACCCUAACCAAGAGAGUCAUACAGUAGGCUACUCAGAGUAUAACAAGUGGGCUGCCAAUGGAAACUGUAUUCCUGAUAGUCAUGACAUUACAAAAAGUUGUGCCCAAAGUUCUGAGGUAUCUCGUUGGGCUACUCCAUCUCCUAGCCUUAAGAAUGCCAUGUCACCAGACAUCAUUCCAUUUUCUCAAACUGAAGUCACUGAUGAUGAAGAAACUGAUGAUGCUGACGAGAUAGAUAAUCUAUCUGUAACAUUCUGCCACUCUAAGGCUUCGAUGCCUUUCAGCCCACAAUCGCUUACAGCUUCACCAAUGAGUGCUAGUACUCCCAAUUCAUCUCUGAGCCCAGAAAGUCAGGAGAGAGAAGAUUCAAGCAACUGUUGCAUAUGGCCUGUAUCACUCACAUGUGUAGGCAAACCCAGUGUCUCAGGGAAAAGUUUACUUAUACCCCAGUGUAAGCUGAGCACUGAACAGUUAGAGUCGACAUUGUUUUCUUAUGGCAUGGAACAUGGUGUCAAACGACCAUACCCAUCAAUGGCUGAUGUGAUGCGAAAAAAUCGCUUGGCAGCUCGAUCAAACUGCAAAAAAAUUGACAGUGAUGACUGUACCCCAGUUCACAGGCGUUGUGGUAGACCUAGAAAAAAUCAAAUUCAAUCAGCCAAGAUAAGCACAUCCACUUCAAAAACAACCAAAGCUAAGGUUAAGUCAAGUCUCAAAUCCAAAGGAUGUUUAACAGAGACAAUGCAGACUGAAGCUAUGGAUUCAGAAAAUGGUAAUGAUUUUGAAGAAGCGGGAAGCAGCAGCAAUGUCUCUCGCAGCAGCAGACAUAAUGAGCCCCUAAACCAGAGGGCAGUGUACAUAAUGUCAAAGUGGUAUGCAGAUAACAUAAAUAACCCAUACCCAAGUAAAUUUGACAAGGAAGAGAUGGCCAGAUACGGAGGAAUCACAGAGAAUCAGGUCAAGUCUUGGUUUGCCAACAAAAGAAACCGCACCAACAAUACUAAGCCAAAGGUUCAGAAGCGUGUCAUGGAGCAAAAGUUGCGUGAACUUUUCAAAGACCUGAAACACAACCAUGGUAACCCUUCAACAGACAAUACUCACAUAAUUCAACAACUGUCAGGAAUCUUACAGCAAUGUCACUCAAAGCCAAUAGAAUGAUAUUUAGAAAGAUUUUUGGUAUUUACUUUCAUGAAAAGUAUAUUUGACAUUUUCAAUUUUUGAGAAGCACUACAUUUUGGCAACACAAUUAAUGGACAUAGUAUUUUUUUUUUAAUUUAACAUUACUUAAUAUGCUCUUUAUUGAAGCUUAACAUUCAGUGAAAUAUUAAUAUUAUAUAUAUUUGAUAAUUUCUUUUCCCAUUUUGAAUUGGAAUGUCAUGAUUUAUAUGUAAUAACAUUAUUGUUGAGGAAUAACUUGUUAGUUAUUACACUAAGUGUGUGAAUGGCCAAAUACAUUUUAUAUAAUAGAACUAUUGACAAAUUGAUAACUGCCAGUUGGUACAGUAUGUUUUAUUUGUAGUAAGAAAAAUACUUAUGACUCUAUUCAAAUAUAAAAAAUAAUGGAUUAUUUGAAUCUUUUUACUAGUGCCAAUAUCCUUGAGAAUAAAACUAGUUGCUUAUUUUGAAGUCUAAAUUUGUUAGUGAAAUAGCUAAUUUCGUAGGUACAUGUAAUUGUACAAUAAAAAUUUCAACCACUUUAUUUAUAUCAGAAGAUACAUUUUUUAUGGUUACAGGCAACUUAAAUAGUUCAAAUUUGUCAAUCUUUUUACCCUUCCUCUGCAUCACCUCCCAAAACAAAAUAUUUAUAAUUAAGCUCCUACUUUUUAUUAAACAAAAACUCUUGAUAUUUGUGUGACAUUGACUGGCUCAAUACUUUUCCAAAUAUUUACUUUGAGAAAGAAAUCUUCAUAGAAAUUAAAUGCACACUGAACUAGAUUGAACGAAUUUCUAUAGCCUACAAUAACCUAAUUACCUUUUUAUUGUUUUAUUAAGUUCUGAUGUUUCUAGCCAUUUUUGCUCUAAAACAUUUUUUUUUUCAAAUUCAUAAGUUUAAGCUAAUGAAUUUUGUUUUUCUGGCAUUUAUUUAUAACAAUGUAUGCCAAUGUUAUACAAUGUUGAGAUGUAAAUUUAGAAUCUAGUGUUCAUAUUGAUAAAGUUCAUAUUAAUAAAUAUUUUUGAUAGGAACAUGAUGAGAAUGAACAUUGGUUAGUUGAGUAAUACUUUAAAAUUAAUUUUUUUAUUUACAUUUACUUAUUGUUGUUGUCUAUUUUAUUUAUUUAUUUUAUAUACAUCCAAUCAGUUAGCAUCAUAUAUAUUUUAUUAAGUCUUUUGCUAAAAUUGCUGUACCUAUUUAGUGCUUCCAAAAUAUGUGAUAUUUAUGUUCAUCUAGUUUCCUGUGUGAUAGUUUACAUUGUGUGUAUGUAGAGAGGUAAUAAUGUUAUUACUAGAAAUGUCUUAAGUAAAAUGUACAGUUCAUUAUACUCUGGUUGAACCUAAAGUUAAAACUCGUUAUUUCUCUGCCAAUUAAACUUUUUGCGUAUCAACUGAAUUACUGUGAUUUUGUUUUAUAACUUUUCCUCAAUGAAUGAAACAAAAUCAAACUUGUAAUUAUUUUAUAUAACUUUAUGCAAAAUAUCUACUCACAUCUAGCAGCCAUAUAGCCAUAUUUUUAUAUUCAUUUUACAAAUCAGAACAAAAACAAAUAUCUGAAAUGUACUUCAAAGUUUUUCUAGAAUUUAUGUUGGCAUUAAAAGUUGAUG